Messenger RNA from Pelodiscus sinensis (Chinese soft-shelled turtle), 1989 nucleotides. It is a transcript of the gene ODAD4, whose product is annotated as outer dynein arm docking complex subunit 4. Lineage: Eukaryota; Metazoa; Chordata; Testudines; Trionychidae. Gene Ontology annotation, cellular component: cytoplasm. Gene Ontology annotation, molecular function: protein binding. The record is from RefSeq and is a predicted model, not a curated record.
GCUCUGCAGUUGCAAGAAGGGAAUAAGCACUGCCUGGUGGCCCGCUCAGUAUGUUACCUGAAACUUGGGGACACAGAAAAUUCCCUGAAAGAUGCAGAAGCCUCUCUUCAAAAUGACAAAACAUUUUCAAAGUGUAGACACACCCCAAGAAGCCAGAGGGGAGCAGCAGGUUGUUAGUCUCCUCUUCCCCACUCUUUGUUCCUGCUCCAGAGCAUGAGCUCAGAGCUGCUGGGACUUUACCAAAAAGCUGAGACCCUGUUCACCAUGGGUGACUUUGAAUUUGCAUUAGUGUAUUAUCACCGAGGCCACAAACUACGCCCAGAACUACAGAAAUUCAGGCUAGGAAUUCAGAAGUCUCAGGAGGCGAUCGACAACUCUGUUGGAAGUCCUUCCUCAGUUAAACUGGAGAAUAAAGGGGAUCUCUGCUUUUUAAGCAGACAGGCAGAGAGCAAAAAAGUGAAGCAGAAACUUCAGGUCAAAGCCCCGAAAAAGGAUCAGAAGCGGCAGAGUAAAGUGGGGCCCAUUAGAGAUGAAAAGACCGAACGGCAGCUUCUUGGCGAGCUGUAUGCUGACAAGGCCUACCUGGAGAAACUGCUCAAGGAUGAAGACUUGAUCAAAAGCAGCACAAAGCAGGGGAUGACAGUGGAGGACCUGAUCUUGGGUGGCAUUAACUACUUGGACACCCGCACUGAUUUCUGGCAGCAGCAGAAGCCCAUCUACGCCCGUGUGCGAGACCGCAAGCUCAUGCAGCAGAGGUGGAUCCCAGAGAGAAAGAGAAAGCCAUCAGAAGUUGCCAGAUACAUCCUGAAGAGCAUGGAAGACAUUGAUAUGUUGUUGACCAGCGGCUGCCCUGAAGAAAGUUGUAAGAAAGCUGAGCAUGUGCUAAAAACAAUUCAGGGUUGGUCUGAUGAUGAAGUUCCCAACAAGAACGAAUUGAUUGGAAAUCUCUACAGCUGCAUUGGGAACGCUCAAAUUGAGAUGAGGCAAAUGGGGGCAGCUCUGCAGAGUCACAAGAUGGAUCUGGGGAUCGCAAGGGAAAAUGAUCUGCCAGAUGCCAUCUCCAGAGCCCUUGACAACAUUGGCAGGGUUUAUGCCAGAAUUGGCAAAUUCCGGCAAGCUAUUGACACAUGGGAGGAGAAAAUUCCACUGGCAAAAACCAGCCUAGAGAAGACGUGGUUGUUCCAUGAAAUUGGCCGAUGUUACCUAGAGCUCGAUGAAGCAACGGAGGCCCAGGAAUAUGGAGAAAAGUCCCUCCAGUCAGCAGAGGAGGAGGGUGAUAUUGAGUGGCAACUCAAUGCUAGUGUGCUGGUUGCACAAGCUCAAGUGAAACUCGAAGAUUUCCAAUCAGCAGUUAUGAACUUUGAAAAAGCUCUUGAGAAGGCAAAACUAAUUCAUAAUGAUGCAGCUCAGCAGGCCAUCAUCAGUGCCCUAGAUGAUGCGAACAAAGGCUUCAUCGAAGAGCUGAGAGCAGAACAAAGGGUGGAGAGAAUGGAAUCUUUACGAGAUUAUGAUUAUUAUGCUGAAUACAGUGAAGGAGAGGAGGCAGAUGACCAAAAGGAAAGAGACGAAAACAAACAGAAGGAGGUAGAAAAGGAAGAGAACGAGAGAAAUGGAAGAGAAGAAGAGCCAGAGGGAGAGAAAGGGGAAGAUUAUGCAGAGCUUCAGUAGGAUUUGCCUGAAUAAAGAGGCAGCAUUUCCUCAGGAAACUACUUGCUAAGGUUAAAGUUCAUGCGGGGUUGCUGGCUUUGCAAAUUAGUGCAUUUUAAUUAGUGUGAAAUUGACCUGCAAAUGGAAUUAGUCCCUUCACAGUGGGGGCUGCCCUUAACCUUUGCUGUCCCUUUUAAAUACUUUUUCAAGUCUGCAAGCAUUCAGUUCAAGGCUGUGGGGCUGUUAUGUUGGGAAAAGUCCUGUUAUUUCCCUCUCCCAGCCUUUCCACUUGGCUACGUCUACACUGGCCCCUUCUUCGGAAGGGGCAUGCUAAUUUUGAAA